Molecule: messenger RNA, 642 nt
Organism: Aspergillus saccharolyticus JOP 1030-1
Lineage: Eukaryota; Fungi; Ascomycota; Eurotiomycetes; Eurotiales; Aspergillaceae
Exons: 1
Coding region: 204-527 (107 amino acids)
Source: RefSeq, a predicted model, not a curated record
AUGGCAUCACACCAAAAAGCAACGCAAAGUUACGACCGUCACGAGAUCAUCUAUCAGCACAAUCCAUGCAACCACCCGAGCGCGCAGCCACGCCGGCGUCGCCUACUGCAAUCUUGAGAUCGCUCAACGGCCGAAUCUGCGAGUAGUGACUGAAGCAUUUGUCGAGAAGAUCCUUCUCGAGUAGGCCGACAAAGGGGAGGUGAAUGCGACCGGGGUGCUAUUUGCAAGGAAGGACGGGAGCGGCGGACAGAUUCAUGCUGAGGCUGAGCUGGUCCUCGCCGCUGGCGCCGUCAAUACACCACAGCUUCUCGAGCGUUCCGGCGUUGGAGAUACCCACGCUACUCGAAAGUCAUGGCAUCAAGCCAAUCAUUCAUAAAGCGAAUGUUGGUGAGGACCUUCAAAAACACUGGUUUGUUCCGUUCAGUGGGGAGGUCGCCGAUGGACAGAUUACCGCCGAAGCACUGUGCAGCCCAGAGUUUGCCCAGGUUGCCCGGAGGCAUGGCAAGCAUGAGGCGCGGGAUCACUGAGCUUGUGUCCCGUUUCGUCUGCGUUCUUGACGCUUCCGGAGCUUCAAGACGGAGAGCUGCAGUUCCUGUUGGACAAGCAUCUCGACGAGCCGGCGGUAUCACCCGACCGAGCAGC